Molecule: messenger RNA, 3168 nt
Organism: Myxocyprinus asiaticus (Chinese sucker)
Lineage: Eukaryota; Metazoa; Chordata; Actinopteri; Cypriniformes; Catostomidae
Product: growth arrest-specific protein 2-like
Exons: 8
Coding region: 131-1138 (335 amino acids)
Biological process (GO): actin crosslink formation
Cellular component (GO): actin filament
Molecular function (GO): microtubule binding; cytoskeletal adaptor activity; actin filament binding
Source: RefSeq, a predicted model, not a curated record
GUUCGGGUGUUUGAGGAUCAAUGUCAUGAUGAACAGUGUGCGGACUCUACGAUUGAGGAAAGCAUGAAUUCAUGUGAAACUCCAGUCUACUAUUAAAAACUGACUGCAGGCUGCACAUUCUGUAGGAAGCAUGUGUAGUUCACUAAGCGGCAAGCCACUGGCUAGUCCUGGCCUCACAGAUCUGCAGCUGUACAGUCAGUGGCUGGCUAGUCGACAUGAAGCCAGUCUGCUGCCUAUGAAGGAAGAUCUGGCCCUCUGGCUCUCCAGCAUGCUCGGUGUGGACAUCACUGCAGAGAGCUUCAUGGAGCGGUUAGAUAAUGGAUUCCUCUUGUGUCAGCUGGCUGAGACACUGCAGGAGAAAUUCAGACAAAAUAGCACAGAUCUCCAGACUCCACCAGGAAAGACAAUCCAAAGCCGCAGGAUACCCUGUCGAGCCAGUGCCCCGUCCGGUUCCUUCUUCGCCAGGGACAAUACAGCCAACUUCCUGUCGUGGUGUCGGGAGGUGGGCGUGGGUGACACCUGUCUGUUUGAGUCAGAUGGGUUGGUUUUACACAAGCAGCCGCGAGAGGUUUGUCUUUGUCUGCUAGAACUGGGACGAAUAGCAUCCAGGUAUAAGGUUGAGCCACCUGGACUCAUAAAACUGGAGAAAGAGAUUGAACAAGAGGAGAAGAUGCCUGAACCUCCAACCUCACCUGUUCCUCCUACCUCCAUCUCUCCAUCGGCCUCCCCACCUGUCUCUCCAUCAGUCUAUCCAUCCGUCUCUCCGCUCACCAAGACCAACUCCUCCAAGAAAAGCAUAGGCAAACUGCUGGAUGAUGCAGUGAAGCACAUUUCCGAAGAUCCACCCUGUAAGUGUCCAAAUAAGUUCUGCGUAGAGCGACAAUCACAGGGCCGCUACCGUGUCGGUGAGAAAAUGCUUUUCAUUAGGAUGCUGCAUAAUAAGCAUGUGAUGGUGCGUGUUGGCGGAGGCUGGGAGACGUUCGAGAGCUACCUGCUGAAGCACGACCCAUGUCGCAUGCUCCAGAUCUCACGUGUGGAAGGCAAGAUCUCACCCGUCUCUGGGAAAUCUCCCAGCAUCAGAGACCUGACGCCUGACUGCUAUCUGGUGGUGGCGGCUCACUACAAAAGCAAGAAGUGAUGAAGAAACAUACUCCAACUGCAAAGAAACAAUGACUUUUAUUUGUAAUGUAAUUUGAAGCACAGCUUACUUGCUAGCAGUUGUAGAAUGCUACAAGGACAUGCAGACUUCAUUGGCUUCUUGAAAUAACAAGUGUUUAAAAGAGAAAAACAAUCCGUAAAACAAAGCAAAAGUGUAGCUCAGCUAGUUUGUCACAAUAAUGGCCCUUUCCCAAAUGGAACACUUGAUGGAGUUGCGGACCUCUUGUGGACCUUCACUCUCGCUUAUCUGUGAAGUCCAUGAGACCGUUGGGUGGUUUAUUUGUCAUUUAAUGACACAUUUAAGGGGGUCUGUUUUUGGUGUCUUUUGGUCCCUUUUGCCGAGCCUGUACUGGUGCGACACAGAGGACUGUUAACCCACAGCCAAUGCAGCAAAGUCUACAUUCAAAGGUGAACGGCAAGGGAUUUGGGACAGGACCAAUGUAUAGGUUACAUUCACACAGACAGUGUUUGGGAUUGACAUCCAUAUUUUCAAAUUGUGGGAGGGGGGGUGGACAAAUACCCAAAGUCAAGCCCCUUUUCUAUUUAUGCGAUAGUCAUAAAUAACACGAAGUCAUUAGAUACAUACUUUAGAUAUUUAAACGUGACAUACAGUUACAACUAAAUUAAAAAUUUACAUAACAUUCACAUACUCACUAAACCAUUUCAUUUGGAUCAGUUGUAACAGGAUAGCGUCACCAUGAAUUUGCUGCAUUGUUGUUUUCAGUAGUGUUACUGAUCAAAUUAUGAUAGCUCACAAGGUAUUUUCAUUUUGAUUUUCAGGAAUGUGGUAAGAUUCACCAAUAACUAUAAAGCAACGGUUUUCAUUUAUUGAAAAGCCGGCAUUCUAGCAAUUUAUUUCUUUUUGUAAUUAUAAUAUGCCUGUUAAAUUCAUGAGCUAUUAUUUCCAUUAAAUAAUUGCAUUGUUUGAUCUCCAUUUACAUUCGAAAUGUGAAAUAUCAAAAAUAAAAUAAUAAUAAUAUUAACAAAGUAACAACUCUCACUUCAAAGGUGCAUAAAGUGUCUCUUUGUGCCAUCCUAGUGGAAAUUUUGAGAACUGAAUUUACAGUUCCACUGCGGUGGUACAUGCAGCGGUACAGGUCAUUUUGGUCUGGUACCUACUGUAAGUGACUAAAGUAAGUUUCAAAGAUGGCAACGUCCAUAACACCAGAAAGUCUUAUCACAAAUGACUCGACAUAAUUGAACAAACAAGUCCAAUCAAGUUCAUCUAUUUAAUCUUAAUUAAGUGACAGCCACUUUUAUGUUUAACUGAGUGUAGAGCACAGCAUUUUAGUUGUGCCCAGACCACAAAACUGAAGGGAGCAGCUUUGGUAAAGGAUAAUGACUGGAUGUAAAACCUUCGGAUGACACACAGCUUAUAUCUCCAUCUCAGUAACAGGAACCUUUCAUGAAAAAACAAAACACACACAAGAAAAGCUAGUUCAAGUGCUGUAUGAUGUGACAAUACUAGUUGUCCCGUGCAGGUUUACAGAACUUACUCGCAUGUGGUUGCAAGUCCUGACAGUGUAAGGGUGUCACUCUCGUUUAUAACUGAAUUGUGUGUGAACAUACUGUAAUUGUAUUUAGCAUUUUAAAAACAAAACUGACAAUCAUGUUCUGCUGCUGUGUGAACGUAGCCUAUGAUACUGAGGAACAGAAAAAUGGAGUCUGAAACUGGAAUCCAGACUUAAUGUUUUAUUGUUUAUAUUUUCUUCAUCUCAGCUAUGAUGUUUAUGGUGAUUUUUCUCUCUUUUUGUGUUCUUUCAUGUUUUUUUUUUUUGUUUUUUUUACCUGAGGAUUAAGUAUAAAUCAAGUAUAAAGGAUUAAGUAAUAACCUAUGCGUUCAGUCUUGACUAAAUGGAAUAAAAUCGCUAGUUGAAUUCAAGUAUUCAUUUCUACCCCAGUGGGUAUUACUUUCAGUGCUUUAUAUACUAACAAUAUAAUGAUGACAAUGUUUAUACACACCGAUCAGCCACAACAUUAAAACCACCUGCCUAAUAUUGUGUAGGUCCC